This is a messenger RNA of Mercurialis annua (annual mercury), 2514 nucleotides long. Its product is annotated as interactor of constitutive active ROPs 3. NCBI's taxonomy places the organism in Eukaryota, Viridiplantae, Streptophyta, Magnoliopsida, Malpighiales, Euphorbiaceae. The transcript has 5 exons. The record is from RefSeq and is a predicted model, not a curated record. Bases 326 to 2200 code for a protein of 624 amino acids.
ACAGAGUAUGUAGAGUCUGAAAUAGUAGCAUUUGUAUUAUUCUGCGUUUACACUCUACCACUUCCAACACUUUAAACUCCAUUUCUUAAAAUAUCAUUCACAAACAAAGAAGAUAACCUCUCGGUAACUGUGCUUUAACCCAACUACAUUCUUCCUCCUUUUCAUUUCCAUGGCUUCUCACUUCUUUUUUCUCUGACAGCUUCAUUAUACAGUUUAGCAUUAAGGUUUUGUGGGUCAGAGAGCAUUGAAGUAGAGAAGUGAAAAAACUCAGAGUAGAUAUAUACAUAUACCACCAUUUUUCACUUUAAGGGUAGUUAAAAAAACUAUGCAGACUCCAAAAGGAAGCAGAAGUGGCUCCUCAGAAGCACCACAAAAGGUCCGUCCUCGAGCCGUGCGCCAACUUAAAACAACAGGACUAGAGUCUGACUCUGCAUCUUCAUCAAGUCAAACUAGAACACCAAAAGAGAGAGGUCCUACUGUUAUUGACCGUCGGUCACCCAGAAGCCCAGUGAUUGAGAAGAAGCGACCAAGCAGAAUAUCUGAAUUGGAAUCUCAGGUUUCUCAGCUACAGGAGGAACUUAAAAAGUCCAAGGACCAGGUAAGUCUGUCAGAAUCACGUAAGAAUGAGGCUGCAGAAGACGCUGAACAGUCCAAGAAACAACUGUUAGACAUAUCAUCGAAGCUAGAAGAGUCACAAAAGCAGCUUCUUGAAUUUUCUUCUUCUGAGGAGGCCCGUGUUGUGGAAUUUCAGAAGGUCUCACAAGAACGGGACCAAGCAUUGCAGUCAGAACUUGAGGCUACCAAACAGCAACACUCAGUUGACUCAGCUGCCUUAGCCUCUGCCUUGAAUGAAAUUCAACAGCUCAAGAUUCAGCUUGAGAUGGUAGCUGAAUCCGGGGAUGGUCAAAACACGCACUCGCAACCAGUAGAUGUGGAACUCCAGAUUUUGAGAGCGAAUCUAAAGGACACUCUUUCUCUUGUGGAGAACAUGAAAAGCCAGCUAAGGGAUAGCAAAGACUCGGAAGCGCAGGCCCAAGCAUUGGCUAGUGAAACUCUACUGCAAUUGGAAACUGCUAAAAGUUCCGUUGAGGCACUCAGAUCAGACGGCUCAAAAGCUAUUGAAGCUUAUAACUGCAUUGCUUCAGAGUUAGACCAGUCAAGGGCUCGUGUGAAAUCGUUGGAAGAACUUGUUCGCAAACUUGAAGCAGACUUAUGUAAUGCUAACACCAUCAUUUCUGUAGAUUCUGCAAAUGAUCGUAUGACUGAGAAGGCCGUUAUUGAAAAUGAACGGUUACAAGAAGCAAACCAGCUUGAAGCAGAGGUUUGUUUUUUGCGGUCUGAAGUGGAACGAUUGAGAUUUGCUCUUGAAGCUGCUGAGACCAAAUGCAAUGAAGAACAAAUCAACAGCACAGUUCAGAUUAGAAGUGCUUGUGAGCUGGUGGAACAGAUGAAAUCUGGAUCUUUUCUCAGAGAGACUGAGCUGGAGGCAGAACUGAAGCAGGCAAAAGCCGAUAUUGAUGAAUUGAAGGCUGACCUUAUGGACAAGGAAACUGAACUGCAAGGAAUAUCUGAGGAGAACGAAGGGUUGAACAUGAAACUUAAGAACAGAUUAUCUCGCCAAGGAGAUUCUGAACUAGAGAAUGAAAUUGGAAAAUUGGAGGAAACUGUUGCGAACUUGAAGGUGAGUUUAAUGAAUAAGGAGACUGAACUGUUAAGUUUAUCGGAGGAACAUGAGAUACUGAAGGCAGAAACCAAUAGAAGGGAAAUGAACUGGAAAAAAGGGAAUAACGAUCAGGUGGAUACUGAACUGGAGGCAGCGAUAACUGCUGAACGGGAGGCUCUCAUGAAGCUUGGCCUUAUGACGGAGGAGGCGGAUAGGAGAAAUAAGAAGGUAAUUAGGGUCACGGAGCAGCUCGACGCAGCACAAGCCGCUAAUUCUGAAAUGGAGGCGGAGUUGAGAAAGAUAAAGGUACAGUCCGAUCAGUGGAGAAAGGCUGCAGAGGCAGCGGCCGCUAUGCUUUCAGCAGGAAACAACGGAAAGUUCAUGGACCGCACAGGUUCAUUGGAUGACAACUAUAAUGCUGUUACCGGAAAGAUGGGAUCGCCUUUCAACGAAGACAUGGAUGAUGAUCUGUUAAAGAAGAAAAAUGGAAACAUGCUGAAGAAGAUUGGUGUCUUGUGGAAGAAACCACAAAAAUAGAAUAUGCGAGAUAUGAAGCGACAUCGGAAUUCAACUAAUCGAAUCAGAAACUGACAUUUUUGAAGUUCUGGCUAGUUUCCUUAUGCCCAUGAGUGUUGUUGUGGUAAUGAUCAUUUUUCUGUUGACAUGUCAAUGCUUGCAUGACUAGGUUGCGUAGAGGAGUUACGUAUGAACUCGAGGAAAUAGUGAAACCCGAUUAACCAUAUAUAUAUUUAUCUGCAUGUAAUCUAUCUAAGGAGUUGUUGAAAAUAUUACCUUUAGCUGUUAAUAUUGCUUGGUCUGCAUUUAUUACUGAAAUGAAUUCAAGCUUUCUA